AUGUGGUACGAAGAAGUGUCAAAGGCAUAUCGCGUUUACGACAUUGAAGCGGACCAAGUGGUGAUAUCUCGCGAUGUCACAUUCGACGAAUCAACGUUUGGUUUCUCGCACAAGCUACCACAAGAAAUUGUUGAUGACACUGCGCUGGAUAUCGAAUCGAUGAACAUCAGCGAUGAGCCUCACCCUAUGCAGUUCAAGCAAACUGGAAAACGCAAAAGUCGUUCAGACAGCCAAGAACAAGCUCUACAACGGAUACUUCCUGAGCGUCGUGGAACCGGGUUAGAAGAAGCAAGUGCCCCGGAUGACUUUGAAUCGCACCAAGCGAAGCGACGGUCAAACGCUCGAGCCAAUCUGGACGGAGAGCGAAAGGGCAGUGACGAAGAUAACGAGGAUGCUAUACAUUAA
Peronospora matthiolae is the source of this 405-nucleotide messenger RNA. The record is from the annotation of a GenBank genome assembly. NCBI's taxonomy places the organism in Eukaryota, Oomycota, Peronosporomycetes, Peronosporales, Peronosporaceae.